AUGGCUAGUUUCAGACGAGUGGCCAAUCUUACAAUGGAUCAAGCUACACGAGUCGGUCCGACGGAUCAGUCGAGUCCCAUGGCAGCAGAAGGCAGUAGAUGCUGGCUUCGUGACAUGUGGGAUCGGAGGAAUAGAACCUCACCAAGGAGCUCAAGAUCUUUGAGCCAAGUCGUUCGCGCAUACUCUUUCCCUGGUAUCGACGCGAAGGUAGGCGCCGCAAGGAUUCGUGCGCAACGCGGUGGAUCUACCAAGAGUCGCUGUGCAACUCUUUCAAGAGGCGGUGCUGGUCUGCGCCAUCUUGCAACUCGAGGUGCUCACACUUAA
This is a messenger RNA of Zasmidium cellare ATCC 36951, 324 nucleotides long. RefSeq lists its product as uncharacterized. NCBI's taxonomy places the organism in Eukaryota, Fungi, Ascomycota, Dothideomycetes, Mycosphaerellales, Mycosphaerellaceae. The record is from RefSeq and is a predicted model, not a curated record. The transcript has a single exon. The coding region runs from base 1 to 324 and encodes 107 amino acids.